Molecule: messenger RNA, 2391 nt
Organism: Mugil cephalus (flathead mullet)
Lineage: Eukaryota; Metazoa; Chordata; Actinopteri; Mugiliformes; Mugilidae
Gene: znf830
Product: zinc finger protein 830
Exons: 1
Coding region: 154-1185 (343 amino acids)
Biological process (GO): nuclear DNA replication; mitotic DNA damage checkpoint signaling; mitotic DNA replication checkpoint signaling
Cellular component (GO): nucleus; spliceosomal complex
Molecular function (GO): nucleic acid binding; zinc ion binding
Source: RefSeq, a predicted model, not a curated record
GCGCCGCUAGCAAAUCGGGUGCAAAGUCUCGCGAGAACACCCGACAACGACUCGAGAUCUUGAACGCGAGUUGAUUCCGUCAUUUUUAUGGGACACUACCGCGUCGACAGGAACUAGCUAGCUAGCUGGCUAAUAGGCGCUGUUUUUCCAAGAAUGGCAACAUCUAAGAAGGGGAAGAAAGUUGUGAACCAAGAGGAGCUCCGACGGUUGAUGAGGGAAAAACAAAGACAGGCAACCGAGAAGAAGCGCGUCGAGUCUCCUUUUGCCAAAUACAACAGUCUCGGGCAUCUCAGCUGCGUCUUGUGCAAUGUGCAGGUGAAGUCUGAACUACUGUGGCCUGCUCAUGUUCUUGGUAAACAACACAAGGAGAAGGUUGCUGAGCUGAAAGGUGCAAAGAGUCAGCCCGUGGCAGCAGAGAGUCAAGCGGUAAAGAGGAAAGCACCAGGCAACGAGGAUGUUAACGGGAAACGGGGUAAACCAUCGUCGGUUGCAGAUCAGUCUCCUUCGGGGUUGCCAGGAGAUGUCUUUAAAAAACCCACCGAAAGGGCACCCGUUUCCACCCAAAAGUCUGCAGGUUUGAGUAUGCUGGCUGGAGUUUAUGAUGAUAAUGAUAACGACGAUGACGAUGAAAAUGCUGAGGCGGGAACCACAAAGCCCCCUCAGCAAAAGACUGAAACUGCGGGAUUACCAGAUGACUUCUUUGACAGCUCCAUCCCAUCCACGCCUGCAAUUUCGCAUUCAGGCUCCAUCCUCAAAGCAGAUGUGCAGGAGAAAGUCACCGAAAAGAAAGACAACACAGCCGAAGCUCUUCCCGAGGGUUUCUUCGACGAUCCAGUCAGAGAUGCCAAAGUGCGCAACGUCGACGCACCCAAGGAUCAAAUGGACAAAGAGUGGGAAGAGUUUCAGAAGGAGAUACGACAGGUGAACACGAAAUCAGAGGCCAUUGUGGCAGAGGACGACGAGGAGGGGCGCCUUGAACGUCAGAUUGACGAGAUUGAUGAACAAAUUGAGUGUUAUAAGAGGGUGGAACUACUGAGAGACAAGCGGGAUCUGGUGAAAAGCAAGAUGCCCAGAAAAGAAGAAAAAAUGGAGACUGAUGACAGUAUUGUGGAGGAAGAGGAGGAUGAAGAGGAAUUGUUGGGGCUUUUGUCCCAGGACUGGAGGGCUAAAGGGGCUCUGUCUUAAGCUUCUCUAGAGAAAAAAAAGAAAGAAAAAAAGCUGUGUAACUGAUCUCAACUUUGUCCAAAACACACUGCCCUUGUAUAUCAGCAGUCCAGUGAAUGUAAAUAGGUUUGUUAAAACAUUCUCCUCUCAUUUGUUUUUGUAUGUUUCAGACUGGAUUAAAGAUAAAAGAAAGAUUUCUCAGUUCAUGACUUAAAAACACAAGGCAGGCCACAAAUCAAACUUUUAACUGUGUUUAUUCAUUGGUGCUCAAACAAAAAGACAUUCAUAAAACCUCAUGUACAGUAGCAGCAUGGACCCAAAAUCUAUAUCGUGGUGGUCAAAGCCGUUACAUUUUGAGCUUAACUAACCAUUGUCCUGCAAAAUCAAGUAGUUGACUAUGUUAAAUUUAUAAAUAAUUUGUACAUGUUACAUGAAAAAGCAACAUGCAAAGCACAACAGAAUUAUUAUUUUUAAAAAUGUAAAAUGUUGAGAUUAAGACCGUAAAGCAAAUUUUUAUCAACUCGACCCCCUUCGCAAGAUGCGUGGUUGAGAAUACAUUUUUACAGAAUACAACAAAGUCUGAAUAUGACGUUUGUUAUGUAAAUACACCAUUAUUAGGCCAUUAAAAUGGAUCAAGUAAAGAGUGAUGGUCAGUGCUUCUUAUACUACCUGUUACAUAUUGUGAGCUAGGUGUGCCAUCUUGUCCACAGCAAUUCUAAACAAGCAACGUCUACAUCAUUUGUGUUAUUGCUACAUAUGCCUCAUGAGUUACCACUUCAAAAUUCUUUGAGUUACUUAAAGUGUUCAUAGCCCUUCAAAAUCUCCAAAACAUCAAGAAAAAAAACAUAGUAAAGAAACUACAGGAACAUAUAUAUGGACUAAAUACAGAAUCACAAUGAGGAAAAACACUGAAAGGGAAGAGAAAGCAAACUUCAGGUUUAUCUUAGAAAAGAGCAUACAAAAGUUAACCCUUGCACUCACUUGUGUGUCUCAGAUAAGUUAGGAAACUGUCUAAAAACCAAACCAAUGCCAAACAAAAACUCAAUUUCUAGUAGUCAUUUGUAAACAUUCAUAAAAUUCUAUUUCCAAAUCUAUAAAUAAGUUUUAGGUGAGCUGUACCAGUUGAUUGUGUUAAUGGGUGGGGACAUCUGCAAUUGACAGCCUCAACAGAAACUAAAUUUACAAAAAUGUUACACCAAGAUGGGACAGGUACUCAAAAAAACAAAA